Messenger RNA from Cyclopterus lumpus (lumpfish), 4948 nucleotides. It is a transcript of the gene sp4, whose product is annotated as sp4 transcription factor. Lineage: Eukaryota; Metazoa; Chordata; Actinopteri; Perciformes; Cyclopteridae. Gene Ontology annotation, biological process: regulation of transcription by RNA polymerase II. The coding region runs from base 577 to 2850 and encodes 757 amino acids. The record is from RefSeq and is a predicted model, not a curated record. The transcript is spliced from 7 exons. Gene Ontology annotation, molecular function: DNA-binding transcription factor activity, RNA polymerase II-specific; RNA polymerase II cis-regulatory region sequence-specific DNA binding.
AAUAAGUGGGAGGAGCGCGUCCGCCCACAAAAGCCACAGCUAUCUCCCCGUAUCUUCCCCUUAAAAAAAAUCAAUUGUGCACGAAAAAAGGGGAAUAGGCGUAAAAUACAAACACUGGUGACGGUUUGUUUUCGGUGCACGAAGGACGGCGACGAGGCGUCCCCGCGUCGUGCGGCGAGAGAAACAGCGGCGACAGGCAGGAGCAGCGAAGAGGGUGUUGUCCUGAUGCUUAAAUGGAAGUGGGUGGGCCUCUACGGUCACACACUGACAACUUCUCUCUGGAUAUUAUUCUGACAAGCGCCAAUUUGCUCGUUUAUGGACUGGCUAUCCGGUGAAAGAGACAUACGACGGGGCUGCGAGGGGGCCGACGGGCCGGUGACGUUCAACGUGUUCUCCGUUAUCUCCGUUAUUCGGCGCAGCUUGAUUGUGCCUGCGCUUGGCACCGCCCUUCCUGGCCAGUGGGUGGUUUCGUCAAACGGGCAGAUCCGCCGCGGCCCAGUGCCGAACAUAUAGGCCGUCCCUCCGCCUCUAUACCCGGCCGGCCUUCUCCUCUCCCUCUCGGUAUAUUAAUGCGUUAUGAGUGACUCUAGGAAGGAAUCAUCUGGAACUGAAGGGGGGAAAGCAUCUAAGAAGGGGAAAAGUUCUGGAUUGCAGGAUUCCUCGCAGCCCUCUCCGUUGGCUCUGCUAGCAGCCACCUGCAGUAAGAUCGGAGGGCAGGGGGGAACCGAGGGGGCCCAGGCUCAGGUGGGGGCCCAGCAGUUCCAGGUGCAGGCUGGUCAGAUCCAGCUGCAGCAAGGUCAGCUCCAGGGUCAGAUAGUGUUGGACACAGGUGGAGGUCAGACCCUGGUGCCCCAGCAGCUGGAACUGGUCCCAGCUCAGUUCACGGGGAACGGCUGGCAGAUUAUUACAGCAGCACCUACUAUGGCCAAAGAGAACCCCAAUCAGCCUGUUGCUGUGACAGUGGCCACCACCAUGGCUAAUGACAGCUCACCAGGUGGACGCAAGGUGAAGCCAUUGGGUGGGAUCAACAGUAUUGCAGCCAAUCAGCAGCAGUUCCAGAUCAUCCAGGUUCAGAACCUGCCCAAUGCUGGGGGCGGGGUCCAGUAUCAGGUCAUCCCUCACCUGCAGACUGCAGACGGGCAGCAGAUCCACAUCAGCCCAGCUCAGACAGCCUCCAUCGGGACUGUACAGGAGCAGGUCCAGCUCAUCCAGACCCAGAGCUCUGGCCAGACCCAGGCUAUCCUCCAGCAAGCCAACCAGCAAGCCAUCCUGACAAGUACAGCCAAUCAGACGGUCCCACUGCAGAUCCGCCAUGCACAGUCGUUCCCACUGCAGCUGCAGACUCUGCAGGGCUCCCAGACUCCUGUUAUGACCACAGUACCCAUAAACAUUGGUGGCAUGACCCUGGCUUUGCCAGUGAUAAAUAAUGUUGGAGGCGGCGGGGCCGUCCAGCUUAUCCAAUCAGCAGAUGGCACAUUCUCUGUUGCCAACGGCAACCAGCUGAUGACAACAACAGUGUCUGGGGCAACAACUGGCUCGACGGCAGUAGCCGAAGGUGACAGCGUGUCCGAUGUGACGCAUGUGGUAUCUGUUGGAUCAGAGAGUGGACCAGCUGACACCCAAGUGCAGUGCAGCGAGGCCGACUCUCAAAGCCAGAACCAGGCCAAUGGGCUACAGAACCAGAUCGAUACAGCAGGAACCAUUCAGCAAGUGAUAGUGGGCCAAAUGGGGCACCAGUUUGUGCAACAGAUCCAGCUGCAGCCUCAGAGUCAGGGUCAGGUGCAACAGCAACCUCAGCACAUUCAGACCCUACAGCUGGCCCCAGGACAGACCCUGCAGCCCAUCCAGGCCUUUCAGAACUCAGCCCAGGUCCUCAUCCGUACACCAACCCUGUCCCCAUCUGGGCAAAUCACCUGGCAGACACUGCAGCUGCCCGGAGGAGUCUCCCUGCAGGGCGGCCUCGGGGCAGCCAUGCCACAGCAGCUGACGCUGGCUCCUGUGGCCGGUGGGACGACAAUGGGGAGUGGAGGUCUGGUCUCCCUGAGUGGCGCUCCCCUGACGCUGAGCACAGCCCAGAUCAACCCGGGGUCUGGGGUACAGACGGUCAGCAUCGCAGGGCUGGGCACUGCUGGUGUUCAGGUGCAGGGUGUUCCCCUCACUAUUACUGGUCUACAGGGUCAACCACAGGGUCAAGAUGGGGUCAAAGUUCAGUCGUCUCCAGUGACAGUAACUGUCGGCAACGUGGCUUCAGGCUCAUCGAUGAGUCCAGACCAGCUGGGCUCAGUACAAAGUUCUUCGGACCAGGAGGGACCGCCCAGCAAGAGGCUUCGUCGUGUCGCCUGCUCUUGUCCAAACUGCAGGGAUGGAGAGGGAAGAAAUAGUGGUGACCCCACAAAGAAGAAGCAGCACAUCUGCCACAUGGAGGGCUGUGGGAAGGUUUACGGCAAGACGUCUCACCUGAGGGCUCACCUACGCUGGCACACCGGCGAGAGGCCGUUCGUCUGUAACUGGAUCUUCUGUGGCAAGAGAUUCACCAGGAGCGACGAGCUGCAGAGACACCGGAGAACACACACUGGAGAAAAGCGUUUUGAGUGUCCCGAAUGCUCCAAGCGCUUCAUGCGCAGCGACCACCUCUCCAAGCACAUCAAGACCCACCAGAACAAGAAAGCCGGCGCUGCGGUGGCAAUCAUCACCACUGAUGACAUGGAGGAAGAUGCCCCUGAAGGCAUGGACGCCUCCCCACAGAUUGUCGCUGUGGCAACCCUCUCACGUGACUCUGACCCCGCUACACCCACCACAUCUAAUCACAUGGAGGAAGAGGAUGAGGAGGAAGGGGGGGAGUUUCAAUAGGCAGCCGACUCCUGUUUCUUUGCUGAAGGCUGACUUCCUGUUUUUUUGGGAGUCUUUGCAGGGACUGUAGGGGGUGGCUAGUUUUUCUUUUUACUUUUAAUUUGACAUCAUUUUAAAAAUGUUGUUCUCUCAUGAAAAAGGGACUCAAGAGACGGGAUCAUGCGAUGAACAGAAAAAGAAAAAUAUAAACAUCACAAUCUAAAAAUAACUAACACAUAUAAUAACAAAAAUUUAGCCUAAACAUAUGAAAGAUUAGUUUGGCAUUUAUCAAAUGAAUCUAUAUUAAUUCCAUUCGCAGUGGGGAAAGGAAUGUAAGUAGUGUCUAGAUUAGCACAAGAUUAGCCUGCUGAAUCUAAAACCAUCCAACAUGGAGGGACAUUUUCUGAAUUGCAACAGAAUCUAACUCUAUGCACAAAGUUAUGUUCCUGUUUCAUACGUCGGACUGUGCUGAGAGUCAAUCAUGGUACAGGACUGUUGCAGAGCAGCGAUAGAGCAGGUGCAGUCUGGGAUGGUCUGUGUGUGUGUGUGUGUGUGUGUGUGUUUGACCUGUAUGAACGAGUGUGUGUCUGAAUUCUCAUGCUGUCACCGAGAGGAUCUACCUAAUUUGAGUUUUAUUCAUGGUUCAGGUUUAGUCCUUAGAUCAGAUUCAGGUGUUGAUUCUUCCGAGACCAGUCAACGGAUAAACUGUUAUUGAAGAAAGAAGAGGGGAAUUCAAAAAAUAAAAUAAAUAAAAAAGAGUAGAGAAAAAAGCACAUAUAAAAAGAUUUCUAAAUAAUGCAUUCCUAUUGAGGCACAGUGGCCAUUAAACAAGAAGGUUUCUAUAUAGAAAAACAAUCUAGCUUUCUACAACUUUGUUUGUGUAGUGAAAGCAAUACUAUAAUGACAAUCCUAGUGAAACCAUGUUUACAUUGUCAGGGGAAGUUUUCUCUGUUGGUAAAACAAGCCAGAUUAGUGAGAAUAAGUGAAAGCAGUGCUGUCGUCAAAACAAAUCCAGUUGCUUUGCAGAUACCACAAGGUGGCUUUAACAUCACAGCUGCAGUCUAUCCAAUGCCAGUUUGUAAUUUUUAUAUAAUAGAUUUCCAUCAGAUGGUACCUGGUAGAUGGGCAGUUUUGUUGGACAGCGGCACAGUAACUGAUGUGGCUUUUUGCUCUCUGUGCUCUGGUGUCGACCCCUCUGCACCUCCAACCCUGCUACGUAACCGAUGUGCCACAAUUGCCUUAACACAAGCUGUCGUACAGCGGGAACCUCAGUUAGCUGGAUGGAGAACGAGGGGCGCUCUCCUGCAUUAAAAGGGGAUGAGACGGACCGCAUAGCACAGAGAGGUAAAGAGCGACAGGGCGAUGAGAGCUGUGGGUGGGAGAGGGUCGGGCUACUUAGCUAUGUGGAUAUUAUGAGACGUUUUCUGGUGGUGUUUCUCUGUGUGUUAGUUCAGUGCGUACAUUCUUUUGAAAUUAAAAGAUACUUUUAUUUUAUAGAAUUCAUCAGUUCCCCUCACAGUAUGUUGACACACAGGACCCCACUGUGUACGGCUAAUUUAUUAUUUAUCUUUGAGUUGUACUAUUUGCCUUUUGCUGGACUUGUAUUUGUGUGCGUUGUUUCUGAGGUUGUGUACAGCAUGUUUUAGUUUUUUGCCGUAGUGCUGCUUCUCUCGUUUAAUCUUUGUGCUCCGGUUUUCUUUUUCUACGUCUGACCAUUGCUGUUCAUUUUUUUCUCUUUGCGCCAUAACGUGUUUUUUCGGAGGAAAAUAAAUAACAAAAGAAGAAAGCAAAAAAGUUACUAUUCUUUAAAGUUGAAAAGGUUGAUACCAAACAAAUUUAGAUGUUUUUGGUAAUAUUUUGUGUGACAACCAACUUUUAUUUUCUUUGAUAUUUUGUAGUGACAUCUCAUUUGUAAAUCUUUUUCUAAAAGAUGUUUGUUCGUCUCCAUAACAUUUGAUAAUGGGUUUUUGCCAGAUUAGCCUCAAAGGCCCCAGUUUAUUGAUAUUUUUAAAACUGGUUUGUACAAACGUGUUAUGUCAAGAAAAAAGGAAAAAGGACAACUUCAAGCAGAAAAGAUGCUUUGCCUGCAUAACACUUGACAAUAAAGUGAUUAAAACAG